Parus major (Great Tit) is the source of this 269-nucleotide messenger RNA. RefSeq names its product protein EFR3 homolog B-like. The annotation marks the transcript as partial. Gene Ontology annotation, cellular component: plasma membrane. The record is from RefSeq and is a predicted model, not a curated record. NCBI's taxonomy places the organism in Eukaryota, Metazoa, Chordata, Aves, Passeriformes, Paridae. Gene Ontology annotation, biological process: protein localization to plasma membrane. The transcript is spliced from 2 exons.
GAGCAACAUGGAGAAGCUGACGUUCUACGCGCUCUCGGCUCCGGAGAAACUCGAUCGCAUCGGAGCCUACCUGUCCGAGCGGCUGAUCCGCGACGUCGGCCGCCACCGAUACGGCUCGGUGUGCGUGGCCAUGGAGGCGCUGGACCAGCUGCUGCUGGCCUGCCACUGCCAGAGCAUCAACCUCUUCGUCCAGAGCUUCCUCACCAUGGUGGCCAAACUCCUGGAGUCGGAAAAGCCCGACCUCCAAAUCCUGGGAACCAACUCCGUGA